Molecule: messenger RNA, 1623 nt
Organism: Lycium ferocissimum
Lineage: Eukaryota; Viridiplantae; Streptophyta; Magnoliopsida; Solanales; Solanaceae
Exons: 3
Coding region: 1-1623 (540 amino acids)
Source: RefSeq, a predicted model, not a curated record
AUGUCGGGUUUUGCAAAAUAUUUGAAGGAGCUGUUGAUAAAGAAGAGACUGAUCAAGCACGACACUGUGUGUUUGACUCAUCGUGUUAGUUCUAUCAUAUCUACAACCAGUGUUCAGAAGAAAGAAGAUCCAGGGGCCUUUACUAUUCCAUGUUCUGUUGGUCACCAUGAUUUUGCUCGUGCUUUAUGUGAUAAUAGGGCUAGCAUUAGCCUCAUGUCGCUUGCUAUCUAUAAGCAAUCGAGGUUGGGAAUACCCAGGCCUACCACCAUGCGACUACAGAUGGCUGAUAGAUCUAUAAAGAGGCCAGUUGGGGUUGUUGAUGAUGUGCUUGUUCGGGUUGGCGAAUUCCUUCUGCCGGCAGAUUUCAUAAUUCUUGAUUGUUCUGUUGAUCGAGAUAUCCCUAUUAUUCUAGGGAGACCUUUCCUUGCCACGGGAAGGGCUCUUAUGGAUUCAGAGAAGAACGAGAUCAAGUUUCGUGUUAAUGAUGAAGAGGUGACUUUUCAGGCUAGCAAGGGAAUGAAGCUAUCGAGUGCUUACGAAAGCAUUUUGGUUAUUGAUGCUAUUGAUGUGAUAGAUGAGGCUAUUGAAUUUAAAAUAGAAGAAGAAUGUUUGGGUGAGGCUCUAGCAUCUAUAUUGGUGAACCUCGAUUGUAAUGAUAUGGAAGGUUACGUGGAGACUGUUAAUUCUCUUGUUGGGUUGGGUUCCUACUCUUACCAACCAAAGAAGCAAGAUCUUGAUCUUGAGAACAGAAAGACUCCUCCAGCAAAGCCAUCUAUUAUAGAGCCACCUAAGCUUGAGCUUAAGCAGUUUCCUUCACAUCUAAGGUAUGAGUUUCUGGGUCCGGAUAAUACUUUGCCAGUGAUUGUGUCUGCAUUAUUGAAUAAUGAGCAAAUGAAGAAGUUGUUAGAGAUUAUGAGAGAGUAUAGACGUGCAAUUGGGUGGACCAUUGCUGACAUUCGGGGUAUUCCUGCUGUUGUUUGUGAGCACAAAAUUCAACUCGAGAAGGAUAGGACACCGAGCGUUGAACAUCGGUGGAGAUUGAAUCCACCCAUGCAAGAGGUGGUCAAGAAAGAGAUCAUCAAGUGGUUAGAUGUUGGAGUUGUUUAUCCUAUUGCAGAUAGUAAAUGGAGAUGUGAGGACCCUAAUCUUGUGCUUAAAUGGGAGAAGUGCCAUUUUAUGGUGAAGGAAGGGAUCGUCCUCGAUCACAAAAUCUCUAAGAAAGGGAUUGAGGUUGAUCAAGCUAAAAUAGAUGUCAUUGCCAAGCUUCCUCCACCCAUCUCUGCGUUUGAUGAGUUGAAGGAGCGUCUUACUUUUGAUCCUAUUAUUGUUUCACCAGAUUGGUCACUACCAUUCGAGCUGAUGUGUGAUGCGAGUGGUUUUGUAGUUGGUGCAGUGUUUGGUCAAAGGAAUAAUAAGAUCGUGCACCCAAUUUACUAUGCCAGCAAAAUACUCAAUGCGGCGCAGAUGAAUUAUACUAUUACUGAGCAAGAGUUGCUUGCUAUAGUCUUUGCAUUCGAGAAAUUCAGGGCCUAUCUUUUGGGGUCCAAAGUGGUUGUAUACACUGAUCAUGCAACAUUGAGGUAUUUGAUGGUUAAAAAAAAUGCAAAACCACGAUUGAUUUGA